This is a messenger RNA of Dovyalis caffra, 2010 nucleotides long. The record is from the annotation of a GenBank genome assembly. Lineage: Eukaryota; Viridiplantae; Streptophyta; Magnoliopsida; Malpighiales; Salicaceae.
AUGGACCUGGACGACCUAGACGAACCAAGCAAGGUACGAAAGCCACUCAGCAGAUUCGCGCCCACUUCAAAGAAACCCCAACCAAAAUCAAAACCUAAACCUAAGCCUGAACCUCAGGAAUCAGUACAGGCGGCACCGAAAUCCGAGCCUCCAGUUUCGAACGUAACCGAUGAUGUUAAACAAGACGUUAAGCCUAAAAUUGAUGAUACGGUUUCGACGACGGAAAUGGGGUUUUCUAAUGGUGACGUGAAGAUGGAAAUUGAUGCUAAAGAAGAGAGAGGAGCGGCGGUAAGAGAAAAUGAUCCAAUGGAUGUUGAUAAAGAAGAAGAAGAGGAGGAGGAUGUGGUUGUUCGAGAAAUUGAUGUUUACUUCACUCCGUCUGUCGACCCCAACACUCAGUUGUAUGUAAUGCAAUAUCCACUCAGGCCGUGUUGGAGACCGUAUGAAUUGGAUGAAAGAUGUGAAGAGGUUAGAGUGAAACCUGAAAGUGCCGAAGUGGAGGUUGAUUUGUCUAUUGAUGAUACUAAGAACUACGACCAUGAUGUUGCUAGCAGAUUGAACAUGAAAAAGCAGACUUUGUCUUCCUCAUGGUCGCCUCCUCCUGCUACUGGCUAUGCUGUUGGGGUUCUGAUGGGUAAUAAGUUACACCUGAAUCCUAUUCAUGCAGUGGUGCAGCUUCGGCCAUCAAUGGACUAUCUAAAUUCUGGUGGCUCAAAAGGGAAAAACAAAGCCACAAGUGGUGGAGAUUCCAAUGAGGGGAAACCUUUGGGUCCACCAAAGAAGCAGAGCAAGCAGAUGGGUUCAGGAAAUGAGCAAAAACCAGAUGUUGAGGAGUCUUGGAUUCCUCUGAAGUACCAUGGCUCUAAAAGUGAUUUAUCUUCCAGAUAUCUACAGAAAAUGGUGGCACAAGAAAGUUCAUCCAUUGAGUUUGCAAUGAGCCCGUAUGACUACUUGAGCUCCUUGUGUCCUGCGAUAUCAAACAACAAUGUUAAACCUAAUGGUCCUUCCAGAAGGGUUUUGCUUUCACUGCCUCUGGAAGAACGGAUUAAGAAGUUGUUUUUGGAGGGACCUCCAAUUCAUCGGUUUGCUGCUCUUAAGCAUCUUUCUGGUGAUGACUCCAUUGAAGAUCUCUUAACAGUUCUUCAGGAGUACGGACAAUUAGUGCAAGGCCUAUGGGUGCCAAAAACGAGUUUACUGUUUCCAAACCCAAAGCCAAAUGAAAAGGGUACACUUGCAGCUAGAGAUUAUGUACUUCUUUUAUUUAGAAAGAGUUUGGUGAUCACCAAUUCACAACUUAAUGUCCCAAUGAAGCCUCUCCUUCUGAAAAGCUUCCUGAAUAUAUUUGCUGUUGAAAGACCUUCCUUUAAGGAUUGGAAGUUCAAAGAAAAUAUGGACACGUCAUUUGUAGAACUGUACCCAGACAUUUUUAGAAAGCAAGAUCAAGCUUGGGAAGUCAUGGAGAAAAAUAUAUCCGUUGCUUUCGAUCGAGCUGGAAAAAGUGUGCCUAAGAUUGCGAUAACGAAGCCUAAGAAAACCAUGACAGAUGAAACUCGAGAAGCUCUGCGGAAGGCUUUGCCAAAAGUUCUCCAAACACAUAAGGUUUGCAGUUUUCAAAUGAUUUGCCAAGGUUUGCGAGACUUGGCCAUCUCUCAGUCUACUCUUCCAAAGGCAGAUCCUAGAAUUGCAGUAGCUGCAGCCUCUGGUGCCGAUGCUCCUCCAGAGGAAUUACAAGAAGUCAUAAGUGAAGUCGCAACUAAUAUUCAUGGCUUUUAUGUUUUGAAGUCUUCACCAGAGCACCCAGAUUUUGAUCCAUUGAGGAAGGUUGUAAUUGGUCUUUUACUGGCAAGAGGACCAAAUGCAAACAUUAAGAAGUCAGAAGUCCAAGCAGCAGCCAGACACGAGCUUAAGAGGGAGCCUUCAAACAACGAAUAUAUUAAGGUCAUGACUGAUUUAUGCGAAUCCAAAGGUUCUGCAUGGGUAUUGAAGAGUGGUGAUGGAAAACCAUCAUGA